CGGACUAGGGUAAGAAUAUCCCCUCGAAAAACUUGGCGCGCUGACUGCCGGGUGACCCGGGUAGCGCAGAGCCGGAGGUGGCCGACGUAAGUUAUAGAAGCAUUUUCACCGCAUCCUGUUGCUCCACAGUACCAUCAACAAAGGUGUGGUAUAGGCGAGAAGACACAGUUUCAGGAAGACCGACUCCUCAGCGAGGCAGUGCCGUGACCGUCGCGGCAAGAUUAAGCGCACGUCGACCGAGACCUCAGCGGGCGAACGCGCGGCUAAGGCCCGAACUCCCGCCAACAUGCCUCCGGUGACCGCGAACGGCGCCGACCUGAAGGCGGCGAUACAGAAGUACAUCGCCGACAACAAGGUUAUGGUCUUCAGCAAGUCCUACUGCCCCUUCUGUAAAAAGGUGAAGGACUUGUUCAACUCUCUAAGUGUGACGUACACGGCUCUGGAACUGGACCAAAUAGAAAAUGGAGGAGACCUGCAGAAUGCCCUGCAUGAGUUGAGUGGGCAGAAGACGGUUCCCAACGUGUACAUCAACCAGGCGCAUGUGGGAGGGUGUGACGACACGCUCAAGCUCCACACUGACGCUAAACUCUUACCCAUGCUGUCAGAGAACACGCAAACGUACGACUACGAUCUGAUCGUGAUCGGAGGGGGAUCAGGAGGGCUGGCUGCCUCCAAGGAGGCAGGCAAGCUUGGGAAGAAAGUGUUAGUAUGUGACUUUGUCAAGCCGUCACCUAUUGGAACAACAUGGGGCCUGGGAGGCACCUGUGUUAAUGUAGGAUGUAUUCCCAAGAAGCUCAUGCACCAGGCUGCACUACUGGGUCAUGCUGUUGAUGACUCCAGGAAGUUUGGAUGGGAGGUGCCAGAAGCAGUGAAACACAACUGGAACACAAUGAAAGAAGCCAUCCAGAGUUAUAUUGGAUCCCUGAACUGGGGCUACAGGGUGGCCCUGAGGGAUAAGGAUGUGAAGUAUGAGAACGCCUACGCUGAGUUUGUGGAUCCACACACUAUAAAGACAGUGAACAGGCGAGGGAAGGAGAACACAGCCACAGCGGAAAGGUUCCUGGUGGCAGUAGGGAUGAGGCCGAGGUACCCUGACAUCCCAGGAGCUAAGGAGUACGGCAUCACCAGUGAUGACCUGUUCUCGCUGCCCUACUGUCCCGGGAAGACCCUGGUGGUUGGUGCGUCGUACGUGGCGCUGGAGUGUGCGGGGUUCCUGCGGGGGAUCGGCCUGGACACCACCGUAAUGGUACGGUCCAUCCUGCUGAGGGGCUUUGACCAGCAGAUGGCUGAGAAGGUCGGCGCCUACAUGGAGAAGGGAGGGAUGAAGUUCAUCAGGGGCUGUGUGCCCACCAAGGUGGAGCGGCUGGAAGAAGGGCAGCCUGGGAAGCUGCGAGUGACAGGGAUGCAAGAUGGGAAAGAAGUGGUCUGGGAGGGCAACACGAUACUGUUUGGCAUUGGGAGGGAUGCUGUCACAGAAGGAAUACACCUGGAAAAAGCUGGAGUACAGUUCAACACAAAGAAUGGUAAGAUCUACGGGAACGAUGAGGAACAGACAAACCAGCCUCACAUCUAUGCAAUUGGUGACGUCCUGGAGGGAAAGUUGGAGCUGACACCAGUCGCCAUUCAGGCUGGCAAGCUGCUGGCACAGAGGCUGUACGGGGGCUCACAGGCUAAAACGGACUACGUAAAUGUUCCCACAACUGUCUUCACCCCCCUGGAGUAUGGGGCCUGCGGUUUGUCAGAGGAAGAUGCCAUUGCAAAAUACGGGGAGGACAACAUUGAGGUGUACCACUCCAACUUCCAGCCCCUGGAGUGGACCGUUCCAGGUUACGACCCCAACGACUGCUAUGCAAAAAUCAUCUGUAAUCGUCAGGACAAUGAGCGAGUGGUGGGCUUCCAUGUUCUCGGCCCCAAUGCCGGGGAGAUCACGCAGGGCUACGGGGCUGCCAUGAAGUGUGGGAUGACCAAGGCUCAACUGGACACCACCAUCGGGAUCCACCCAACCAAUGCUGAGAUUUUCACAACGAUGGACAUCACUAAGGGCUCGGGGGAAGACCCCACCAAGACUGGCUGCUGAGGUUAAGCCCCGCUGUUGCUCGUCCCCGGCAGAUCAAAAGCCACCUCUAACCUUUAAGAUAAACGUACAGGAGCCAGAAUUAUAUACAUGCUUGCUGCUCAGGUUGUAAGGAACAAACACAUUCUUGCUCACAAAAGGAAUUCACUCUCACUGACUUGAUUUCUGUGGGUGUACAUCUUUACUUGUGUUGGAAAGACGGAUAAAAUUUAAGCGAUGCUCAAAUCAUCCUCUUCUAUAAGACACAGACUUUGUCAAUGUGUGAUACAAUUGACAAUGUCCAUGUUUUAAAACAAAGAAAACACAAUGUGGUAUCACCACACAUGAAACCAUACUUCAGCCUUGUAAUUUAUAUUAUCAUAAGGUGAAGCAAACAUCUGGCUCGUUACUGUAACAUAAGAGGUGGCAGCCAUGUUGGUCUGCAAGUCAAGGGGACAAGAAGCAAUAGCGGGGGUGAAACUCCAAACUCACCAAAGGUGGUGACACAGCAUAGCACGUUCCUGCCGUAAAACUCAGCAGUCUUUUCAACACUGUGACUGUCAGGUUAACAGAACAGCGGUAACCAUUCAAGAUUGGAUCACACUGAUAUGACGAAAAAGAGUACACUUGUAAGUGGAAAUUGAAGAGAGAUCUUUGUGAUUAGCCUGUGUGCCAUUCUGGUUACAUAGUGUCUACACUGGUAGUUGCUUGUUUGCGACUAUUAGAGCAGAUGUAAACUAACCACUGUUUUGUUAAAGUUCUUGAUGGUCAGGACAGUUGUGACUGAACAGCUGAUGAGUUUUUAAGCAAAGUGCAUUUAUGACGGUCUCCUUUUCAAACCCAGAUCUGGGCUAGAGGAGACUUGAAACUGCUGUGUGUACCACCUGGUAAACUAAGUUUGUAGAUUAAAUAUACAAUGGUACUAUGUAUCUUACACAUUUCACCUGUAUAAAUGCCUUGAAGCUCUUCCAAUGAAAGCUUUGAAUGAGUUUGAAAUGAAGCUUUUGUCAUAGGUUGGUGAACUCUGUUACUAUGUACCGUUUAAAUUAGUGGAUCACAGCCACAAUUCCUUAAUCACUUGUCUUCACAAUCCUCAAAUCAGAUGAUAUGUAUGCUCUCUAGGACAGUUUCUAAGAUGACAUGCAAACUUAAUGUAGAAAACCUACAGCAUUUGUGGAAUUCUGAUUUAUUUUAGACGAAUCAGGAAAUGUGAGAAAUGGAUUAUUACACUACUUUCCUAUGCACAAUGAUUACAGGUAAAAAAG
Branchiostoma belcheri (Belcher's lancelet) is the source of this 3318-nucleotide messenger RNA. Its product is annotated as thioredoxin reductase 1, cytoplasmic-like. The record is from RefSeq and is a predicted model, not a curated record. Gene Ontology annotation, molecular function: flavin adenine dinucleotide binding; glutathione-disulfide reductase (NADPH) activity; thioredoxin-disulfide reductase (NADPH) activity. Gene Ontology annotation, cellular component: cytosol; mitochondrion. Bases 287 to 2077 code for a protein of 596 amino acids. The transcript has 16 exons. Lineage: Eukaryota; Metazoa; Chordata; Leptocardii; Amphioxiformes; Branchiostomatidae. Gene Ontology annotation, biological process: glutathione metabolic process; cell redox homeostasis; cellular response to oxidative stress.